Molecule: messenger RNA, 2229 nt
Organism: Saccostrea echinata
Lineage: Eukaryota; Metazoa; Mollusca; Bivalvia; Ostreida; Ostreidae
Product: toll-like receptor 2
Exons: 1
Coding region: 25-2151 (708 amino acids)
Biological process (GO): toll-like receptor signaling pathway; immune response
Cellular component (GO): membrane
Molecular function (GO): transmembrane signaling receptor activity; protein binding
Source: RefSeq, a predicted model, not a curated record
ACAGGUGAACUUUGUUUGGAGGUCAUGUUUACAAACAGAAUGUUUUGUCGGACAUUCCUGUUGAUUUCUCUAACAUAUGGAUAUUUUAUUCAACUUAGUUAUUCCAAAACACGCUGUCCUAAGCACUUCUGUACUUGUACCAGUCGGACAGUGUCCUGUGUAAAACACGGAGACCGUUUAAGGUAUAUCCCAACCCUUCCAGAGAACACGGAAGUAUUGGUGUUCAAGGGGAAUUCCCUCCCGUCUGUCACUCGAGACACGUUCCGGAAUAUAACAAAUCUCCGGCUCAGGGAACUGGUUCUCGGAGGGAAUCAAAUUAAGAACAUUUCAAGUGAUGCCUUUGAAGUUUUCAAUCAGCUGACUUUCUUAGACCUUAGUGGGAAUCAGAUUUCUGUGUCGAUCCUGAAGGACAGUUUUCACGGACUUCGUUACAGUAGACUGAAGAAAUUGUAUCUGAUCCAGAUGGAUCUACCAGACUUGCCAGAGGACAUGUUUUACCAUCUGCAGAAUGUUUCUACUCUUGAGGGAAUUUCCCUUAAUGGAAAUAGUCUAACAAAAUUUUAUGGGCGGGUGUUUUCAGUCUUACCAGGAUUAAGAAAUAUUGGCCUCAACAACAACUACAUUAAUAAAACAGACUUUGAAGGUGCCCAUCACUUAAAGGUUAUUCGGCUACGAUAUAAUAAAUUAUACAGGGUGCCAAUCUUUUGUAACUCUUCAAAGUCACUUGUUCCUAAUUUAAGGGUCAUCGAUCUAGGCCAGACCCGCAUUUCUGAAAUUAACAGAAACAAACUUAGAGGCAUUUGUCUACCAAGACUUCGAAAUCUUACUUUAGAUGGAAAUCCCCUCCAGGUCAUUCCAAACAACACGUUUUCAGACCUACCUUCUCUGGUACGUCUCUCUAUUAAGUAUUUACUUUCAAAUGAUAUUGUAUUUGAAACUACAUGUUUCAAUAGCUCUUCAUUGCGUCUUUUGUACAUUGCAAACCACAUGAACAUGUUUCCGGAUGUCAACGGUCCAAGUCAACCUAUGUCAGAUUACAAAAACAUAUUUCGAUACUGCCGUGGGUUGCAGGUACUGGACAUGACAAAGAUUCGACUGACCACCUACGAUGGAGUGAUGCUUUACGAACUCCUUCACCACCUGACCAGUCUAACCAAGCUGAUUCUACAAAGCACCUCCGCACUGACUCUCCCAGGAAACUUGUUUUCAGAAAUGCCAUUCCUGAAAUCCCUUAACUUGCAAAAGUGUUUACUGAGCAGAUGGGAGAGUUGGGUAUUUGAAAAUGUUACAUCGGUUAAAACUUUGUAUCUUGAUGGCAACGAAAUUGCGAUAAUUAACAAGACCUCUUUCCCCCGAGAAUUUUUGAAAAACAUAAAACGUCUGUCCCUGGGAAAGAACCCGUACCUCUGUACAUGUGAUUUAAUGUGGUUCCGGGACUGGCUUAGGAACAAUACGAAAGUUCUGCUUCUCUGGCCAUUUGCAUAUCAGUGUAAAUCCCCCAGAAACUGGGCAGGAAAAACUCUGUCGGAAUUCAACCUGUCUUAUUCGGAAUGUCAUCCACUGAAUCCCUAUGUCGUUGCAGCCGCUGCUGUGUCUGCAGCUCUAGCUCUGGUUGUCAUUAUUGGUAGUGUGAUAUAUUAUUAUCGAUGGCACAUUAAAUACUACAUAUAUUUAAUGCGUGCCAGGAAACGUGGAUACGAACCGUUACCCGGUGAGGACGAUUUCAUGUAUGACGUAUUUGUUGCUUAUCACUCAAACGACCGUGUCUGGGUAAUUUCGGAGUUAAUUCCGUGUUUGGAAAAGAAAGAAAAUCUUAGACUUUGCCUUCAUGAUCGAGAUUUCGAUGUCGGCAAAUUGAUUAUUGAUAAUAUUACCGAGAACAUUCACGGAAGCCGUAAAGUGGUCUUGCUAUUAACCAACAACUUUGUCCGGAGUCGCUGGUGUACGUUUGAGAUGACCCUGGCCCAGGCCCUGGACGUGGAGGGCGGGAGGAGUUCUCUAGUCGUUGUGAUGUUGGAAAACAUUGAAAUUCAAAAUAUGUGUAACUCUUUGCAUAUUCUACUGAAAACAACGACUUUCUUAGAAUGGCCCACUGAUAAGUCUGUGAGGGAACUUUUUUGGAGAAGACUUGUAGCAUCCGUUAAGUCAUAGUUUUCUUGUGUAGAUCCUACUAGUCCAUAUGUUUUAUUUUCAGAAUGGGUUAUAUAUGAUCAAGGGUGUUUUUUAUGA